Molecule: messenger RNA, 1458 nt
Organism: Brugia pahangi
Lineage: Eukaryota; Metazoa; Nematoda; Chromadorea; Rhabditida; Onchocercidae
Source: the annotation of a GenBank genome assembly
AUGAUUUCUCAAAUACAUCCAUCAUUGGAAGAAGCAUCAAUAGAUGUAACUAAAGAUUUGGAUGAGAAAGAUGAACGCAGUGGACAAAUAAAGUUCGCUAAUUCUGAUACGACGCCGACGUCAAAGGAGAGAAAUCUGAGGGAAACGAGAAAAGCUAAUCUAGGAGUAAUGCUUGGUGUGUAUUUACCAACGAUCCAGCAUAUUCUUGGUGUGACAAUGUUCAUACGACUGGCAUGGGUAGUUGGAAUAGCUGGCAUAGUGGACACUAUGAUUUUGUUACUACUUUGUUGCUUAUGUACUUUGUUGACAAGCAUUUCGCUAUCAGCGGUAGCAACAAAUGGUAUUGUUGAAAGUGGGGGAGUUUAUUUUAUGAUUUCAAGAAAUUUGGGAGCCGAAUUUGGCAGUGCUGUGGGUAUUUUGUUUUAUUUAGCGAAUACGGUGGCAUCAUCGAUGUAUUUAAUUGGAGGGAUUGAAGUGAUGCUGCUCUACAUUUUUCCAUCUUUAACUAUUGGCGGUAGCGAUGUACACUCUGAUACUGAUAUGUGGGGGAUGAUGUCACAUAAUUAUCGUAUUUAUGGUUCAAUACUUCUUUUAUUGGAAGUAAUAAUCGUGGCUAUGGGUGUACGAUUUGUACAACUCAUUGCACCGGUGUCUCUAUUAGUCGUAAUUAUUUCUAUACUUGCAUGCUUUGCUGGCGGUCUGGAAAAAGCGAUUAAUCAUAGCGGUCAACAUGUAUGUAUGCUGAACCAACAACUUCUUCAAUCACGAAUAUUUUUUCCGCAUGGCGCCGAUCUGUCAACACUUUGCAAGCGAUGCGUUAAAUCCGAAGAUAUAUCGGAUGAUUUUUGCAACAGUACAACAGCAUCCUUUUGCACACAUUUCACUGCAUCAACGUUAGCAUGUACCAACGCAUUCCCUGGCAUCAAUAUGCAAACUUUUUAUGAUAACAUGAAACGAAUGUAUAUGGACGCGGGUGAAUCUUAUCCUGAUAUAGCGGCUGAUGAUGCCGGUUUGGAAGUUUCUCAAGACUUUCGGACAAGCUUUUUUAUCUUACUUGCUAUCUACUUUCCAGCUGUUACUGGGAUUAUGACGGGGACAAAUAUGAGUGGUGACUUGAAAGAUCCUCAGAAAUCGAUUCCAUGUGGAACGAUUGCCGCAACAUUAACAACAUCCGCAAUUUAUUAUGCAUUGGCAUUGCUAUUCGGUGCUUCAAUUACCGGACCGGUUCUACGUGAUAAGUAUGGAAGAAGCUUGGACAGUUCCAUGAUUGCUGCACUGCUAUCUUGGCCUUCACCAUGGAUUGUUAUCACUGGCUCUUUCUUAUCUACAUUUGGUGCCGCCUUACAGUGUUUGUGCAGUGCACCACGAUUAUUACAGUCAAUUGCUAAAGACGAUGUUAUACCAGUAUUAGCACCUUUUUCCAAAGUUACAGGAACUAAUGAACCAUUUCUGAGAUAA